AUGGCGGACAGCAUCAGCACUGGGGAGCUAGGCCGGAGGCCGGGGCAGGGCAAAAUAAACCUUUUGCUAGUUGGAGAUGCCACAAGAUACAUCCUGGCUGGCUCUGUGCAGAAAUUCUUUUCUGGCACAACUCAGGUCACCCUGACCAUUAGCAACGUGAAGAAGGUAGCCGUCCUUUUGGCUACUAACUCGUUUGACAUAAUUUUCUUGAAGGUGACUUCCACCAUAACUGCGGAGGAGCAGGAGGCCGCCAUGGUAAUUAGAUCUUACAAGAAGAAAAACGCACAUUUGCUGUUUGCUUUUGUAAUGCCUGAAAAACUUAGAGGCUAUAUUUCAGAAUAUGGAGCUGAUAUUAGUUUCAGUGAGCCGCUGACCUUGGAAAAAGUGAACACUGUGGUAAACUACUGGAAAACAUAUUUCGCAAGCAUGGAUACGGGAAACCCUGAGUUGCUUCCAGACCGCCAACCAUACCUCCCUGCGCCCCGCAGUGAACUUGAAGGGCAUUUUUCUACAGAUCUGUUGCUUAGCUCUGAACUGCAGAAAAAUGACACUGGAAAUGGAUUAAGAGCCCCAUCGCCGAGUCCAGACAGAAACAGAAUGGCUUCUUUUCUUCACUCAAGCAAAGAAAAGCUGAGACGAGAGCGCAUCAAGUUUUGCUGCCAGCAACUGCGCACUCUCCUGCCAUACGUCAAGGGGAGGAAGAACGAUGUGGCUUCAGUUAUUGAGGCCACGGUUGAUUAUGUGAAGCAGGUCCGGGACUCACUCUCUCCAGCCAUUUUGGCCCAGAUUACAGAAUCCAUUCAGAGCAAUAAAAGGUUUUCUAAGAGACAGAUGCCCAUCGAGCUGUUCCUUCCGUGCACAGCCACGUCACAGAGGGAAAAUGCCAUGCUGACAAGCGCUUACUCACCUGUGCAGGAGAUCCAGCUCCUGGCUGACCAGGGCUUGGAUGUGUACUCCGUGCCUGCUGCAGGAGGACCUCUGGAGGGAGCAGCGAGAGCUCACCCAGACUCUGUUGCAGAGAGCUCUAUCGAGGAUCUUUAUAAGGCUCGUGUCCCCAGCACGACUCUCUCUCUGAAUUCCUUCCAUGCUGCCAGAUACCCUUCUGGACCCGCCUCUCCCUGUGAGGCGGCUGCCAGACCGAAUCAGAGCAUUCCCAUUUAUUUACCACCCACUGCGCCCAGUGUGUCCAACUUUAUUCCUCCGCGCUGCAAUGGCAUGCUUUGCCCAGCACGCCCAACCAGUCCCAAUUGUCUGUGCACUCCCGGCCAUGAGCUUCCAGCCAGUCCCCGCGCUGCCUCAUCCAGCAUCUUCCGUGGGUUCCAAGAGUCAGACUCAGAUCAGCAGGCUUCUCAGCGACCCACUGGGCCGUCUCCGCAGCCUCAAGACGGUAGUUACUUCUAA
Molecule: messenger RNA, 1401 nt
Organism: Apodemus sylvaticus (European woodmouse)
Lineage: Eukaryota; Metazoa; Chordata; Mammalia; Rodentia; Muridae
Gene: Sohlh2
Product: spermatogenesis and oogenesis specific basic helix-loop-helix 2
Exons: 11
Coding region: 1-1401 (466 amino acids)
Biological process (GO): regulation of DNA-templated transcription; spermatogenesis
Cellular component (GO): nucleus
Molecular function (GO): DNA-binding transcription factor activity, RNA polymerase II-specific; RNA polymerase II cis-regulatory region sequence-specific DNA binding; protein dimerization activity
Source: RefSeq, a predicted model, not a curated record